This is a messenger RNA of Polistes canadensis, 689 nucleotides long. RefSeq names its product histidine triad nucleotide-binding protein 1 (gene HINT1). Lineage: Eukaryota; Metazoa; Arthropoda; Insecta; Hymenoptera; Vespidae. The transcript has 2 exons. Gene Ontology annotation, molecular function: hydrolase activity. Gene Ontology annotation, cellular component: cytoplasm; nucleus. Bases 114 to 584 code for a protein of 156 amino acids. Gene Ontology annotation, biological process: purine ribonucleotide catabolic process. The record is from RefSeq and is a predicted model, not a curated record.
UUGAUAUUUUACGAGCUUCAUGAUAAGGUAAAAUCUAAAACAAUAUCUUCAAACUAAUGACGUAAAUUUCAUAGCUAGUAAAUAGACAAUUCAUUGGAAACAUAUCUUUAAAAAUGUUAUUCCUAAAUCUUGCAUUAAAUUCGUCUAAACGUAUCGUAUAUUCGAGUGCGAAAUUAUCGAUAAACUCGGCGUUAAAAAGAAAAAUGGCGACCGAAGUGGAAAAAGCACAAACCGCAACUCCCGGUGGUGAUACAAUAUUUGGAAAAAUAUUGCGUAAAGAAAUUCCAUGCAACUUUAUUUACGAAGACGAUAAAUGUGUUGCAUUUAAUGAUAUUAAUGGACAAGCUCCUGUACACUUUUUGGUAAUACCAAGAAAACCAAUUUCCCAAUUAUCCAAAGCCGAUGACGAGGAUGAAGCCUUAUUGGGACAUUUAAUGUUAGUAGCACGAAAAGUUGCGAAACAAGAAGGUUUGGAUAAUGGUUUUCGUUUGGUUGUUAAUGAUGGAAAGGAUGGUGCACAAUCGGUGUUUCAUUUGCACCUGCACGUACUCGGUGGUAGGCAGAUGCAAUGGCCUCCAGGCUAAAAAUUCCAAUUAUUUGAUCUGAUCUUAUAUUUUGAAUUAUUUGAAAUCAAUAAAUUAUAAUCAUUUCUUUUUUUUGACUCCUAAUAAACGAGUGAGAUCAUGAAA